This is a messenger RNA of Mya arenaria, 6144 nucleotides long. Its product is annotated as protein argonaute-2-like. The transcript has 21 exons. The record is from RefSeq and is a predicted model, not a curated record. Gene Ontology annotation, molecular function: protein binding; RNA binding. The coding region runs from base 139 to 2835 and encodes 898 amino acids. Lineage: Eukaryota; Metazoa; Mollusca; Bivalvia; Myida; Myidae.
UGUUUUCGUGUGACACGCAUUGGCAAGCAUUUCCGCCAUAUUGAGAAAAAGGAAAACAAAUAUCCAUAUGAAAAUUGUGUCUAGUCAAAAGAAAACCUAACAUUUCUGGUUUUUUAACUGCCAGUCAAAACCAGAAACAUGUUCCCUAUACCACCAGGUACAACAAUUGACAACGGCUUCAAAAGUACCCAACUGAAUGGUACACUCGGUGGGUCUUCACCAUUUGCAUUUCCCGUGCCGGAAGUGCCGCCCACCACACUGCCUUACUUGGGCCUGCCCCAACAGUUCCAGGAGCCCCCUCCCACCACACCACCCAUCGAUUUCCUGUGCCCACAACGCCCCAACCAGGGCACUGAGGGUCGUCCCAUCGCGCUCCGGGCCAACCACUUCCAGGUCCGCAUACCAAAAGGCUUCAUAAACCACUAUGACAUCAGCAUUACACCCGAUAAAUGUCCACGAAGAGUCAACAGAGAGAUCAUCGAGACCAUGGUGACAGCGUACAGCCAAAAGAUUUUCCAGGGUGCAAAACCAGUGUUUGACGGCCGUAAAAACCUCUACAGUCGAGACCCACUCCCCAUCGGCAAGGAAAAGAUCGAGUUAGAAGUAACAUUACCUGGUGAGGGCAAAGAUCGUGUUUUCACCAUCCAAGUGAAAUGGGUGGACCAGGUGUCCCUUUACGCCCUGGAGGAGGCCUUGGAAGGAAGGGGGCGAACCAUUCCCUUCGACUCUGUCCAGGCCCUCGAUGUCAUCAUGCGGCAUCUGCCUAGUCUUACAUACACACCUGUGGGACGCUCAUUUUUCUCACCCCCUGAGGGUUACGACCACCCCUUGGGUGGGGGAAGGGAGGUAUGGUUUGGCUUCCAUCAGAGUGUGAGACCCUCACUGUGGAAAAUGAUGCUCAACAUUGAUGUGUCGGCUACUGCGUUCUACAAGCAGCAGCCGGUGAUCGAGUUCAUGUGUGAGGUCCUGGAUAUGAAGGACAUGUCUGAACAGAAACGUCCCCUUACUGACUCCCAGAGGGUCAAGUUCACCAAGGAAAUCAAAGGUCUGAAGGUUGAGAUCACCCACUGUGGGACCAUGAAGAGGAAAUACAGGGUGUGUAACGUCACACGCAGACCCGCACAAACACAGUCAUUCCCUCUGCAGUUGGACUCUGGCCAGACAGUAGAGUGCACAGUUGCCAGGUAUUUCCUGGAGAGGUACAAGAUGAAGCUCCAGCAUCCCCACCUGCCCUGUCUACAAGUGGGACAGGAGCAGAAACACACAUACCUGCCCCUAGAGGUGUGCAACGUGGUUGGCGGCCAGCGGUGUAUCAAGAAGCUGACGGACAACCAGACCUCUACCAUGAUCAAGGCGACAGCGAGAUCUGCCCCAGACAGGGAGAAGGAAAUCAACAAUCUGGUGCGGAAGGCAAACUUCAACUCAGACCCAUACCUACAGACGUUUGGUAUCAGCAUCAUCCCACAGAUGGUUGACGUACACGGGCGUGUGCUGAACCCGCCAAAAAUACAGUAUGGCGGCAGGACGAAAGCUCAGGCGAUCCCCAAUCAAGGUGUGUGGGAUAUGAGAGGGAAACAGUUUUACAGCGGGAUAGAGAUUCGGGUGUGGGCUAUUGCCUGCUUCGCCCCUCAGAGAACUGUGAGAGAAGAUGCCCUUAGGAACUUCACCCAGCAGCUUCAGCGGAUCUCAAAUGAUGCAGGAAUGCCGAUUCUGGGCCAGCCAUGCUUUUGCAAGUACGCUACAGGCCCCGACCAGGUGGAACCCAUGUUCCGAUAUCUGAAGAACACCUACCAGGGCCUCCAAGUAAUAGUUGUAGUCCUGCCUGGCAAGACGCCUGUUUAUGCUGAGGUCAAGCGUGUGGGUGAUAUCAUGUUUGGGCUGGCAACCCAGUGUGUUCAAGCGAAGAAUGUGAACAAGACCACGCCUCAAACACUCUCCAAUCUGUGCCUCAAGAUCAACGUGAAACUGGGAGGCAUCAACAACAUCCUCCUCCCCAGUAUACGUCCUACCGUGUUUAGAGAGCCCGUGAUUUUCCUGGGCGCGGACGUGACCCAUCCGCCCGCAGGUGACGCUAGCAAACCAUCCAUUGCUGCUGUUGUAGCAAGUAUGGAUGCCCACCCUAGCCGGUACUCGGCGACUGUGCGAGUCCAGCAGCACCGUCAGGAGAUCAUCCAGGAGCUGGCAUCCAUGGUGAAGGAGCUGUUGAUACAGUUUUACAAGGCGACACGCUUCAAGCCGACACGUAUCAUCUUCUACAGGGACGGUGUCUCUGAGGGACAGUUCCAGUCCGUGCUAUCCCAUGAACUGCGAGCAAUCCGUGAAGCCUGCAUGAAGCUCGAGGCCGACUACCAGCCUGGUAUUACAUUCAUUGUAGUCCAGAAACGCCACCACACACGCCUGUUCUGCGCCGACCGCAAGGACCAGAUAGGUCGCAGCGGUAACAUCCCUGCCGGCACCACCGUUGAUGUUGGUAUCACUCACCCCACUGAGUUUGAUUUCUACCUGUGUAGCCAUGCUGGUAUACAGGGUACCAGUCGCCCCUCCCACUACCAUGUUCUCUGGGACGACAACCGAUUCUCUGCAGACGAGCUUCAGAUGUUGACAUACCAGCUGUGCCAUACGUAUGUGCGGUGUACGCGCAGUGUCUCAAUUCCCGCUCCCGCGUACUACGCCCAUCUGGUCGCCUUCCGUGCACGAUACCACCUCGUAGAGAAGGAACAUGACAGCGGCGAAGGCAGCAGAUACUCGGACAACAGUGACGAAAGAGCUCCUUCUGUGAUGGCCCGCGCCGUUACUGUGCAUCCUGACACUGUUCGCUACAUGUACUUUGCAUGAACUCUGUGCAAUACUAGAACACUCCACUGUAUGACUUCCUGUCAGAAAACACAGUUUAGCUUACGACUAUGGACACAUGUCCAUUUUUGUGAUACUCCAGUAUAUAAUCAUGUGAAAUUGAACUUUUUGACACCUAAUGCUGGAACGAUAAUUUUUAUCAGAACUAAAUAUUCAUAAAUAGGAAGAAAAUCAUGUAAAUAAUCAAAUGACACAUUGAGGGCGACUUUUCUCUGAAUUUUCUUGUCCGAUGUGGUUGUAUUGUGAAAUUAGCAGGGUUAAAAAGGUCAUUGUCGAGUAUGAUUUUGUGAGAUGAUUUGUUAAACUAGUGGAAUAUGUGAUAAUCUCAAGUCAGUUUCAGUUUAAUCAGGCAAAAAAGGAUGCAAAUCAUGUCUUAUUAUAGAUGCCUUCUUGUCAUGUCUGAAUCAAUAUUUUGUAUUUGCAAUAUUCCAAAAAUCUACUUGUGCAAGAUAGUAAGUGUGAAGUCAGGGAGCAACUAGUCUCCUAAUAGAUAAUCAAGAAAGGACAGGUCCUAAAAAUUUUACUUGAUUUUUUAGAUUUGAGAAGCACAAUAAGUUGAUUUAUUCAUAUGAUAGAUUAUUUGAUCAUGUUGAAAUAAGUCAUUAAUGCCUUUGUUUCUUUUGACUUGCUGUACUGAACAGAAUCUAAGAUCUUUAUGAUUGAUUUGAAAUGUUAUUAGGCCAAAGUAUGUGUAGAUGAUUUUCAAAACAAAUACAAUCAUCUCGUUAUCUGUGUAAUGAAAUGCCUUGUCUGACUUCAUUUCCAUUUCCGUACUUGAUAUCUUGUGUAUGAAUGCUCUUGUUGGACAAUACCUAAAACUUCACCUGUUUGUGAAAAAAACGAUGUAACAUAGAAGCUCGGUGUGUGAUACCAGUGGUGUUAUUUUAAGAAACACAGUGAUGGUAUUGGCUAAUGUCUUGGUUGCAAUUUAUUUGUGUAUAUGUGAUAAAAGUUCAAGUGAUAGCUUUGUCUGUUUCAGUUACACAUUUGGCAUUGAACAUGUUGGAAAAAAUACUUGAAUGUGCUUGUUAUUUUCAUGACUUGCUUAAUAUACAGGAACUAAUUUUUGAGUUUUUGAGAGUUACAAGCUUAAGUUGCUUAUUUUAUUAAGCCAAAUCUGGCAUUUAAACUCGAUUUUAUGAAAUGAAAAUUAGUAAGCGUGCUUAUUAUAAAAAUAAUUCCAUUUUUAAGUCCAAAAAAUAUGACCAUUUCAAAAAAAAAGUUUAUACCAGAAUUAUGUAAUUGAAACGGACAAGGGUUUUUGACAAUGGUGAGGAUCUAAUUCUAGUAUUAAAUGGCAUAGAUGUUGAUUUUAGUCUGUCAGGUGCAGCUAUUAGUGUAGUUUAUAAGCUACAGAAUAUAUCAUGUUUUUGUAUAGAGUUUAUAGGCAAUAUUUUUGCAAGUCAUAUCUGCAUUAUAUUAUUAUAUUUCUUCACAGUUGUUGCUCUAGACUCAAAAUAUUUUAGGGAUAUGAAUAUUGAAAAGAAAGUAUUUUUGCUCAUAAGAAAUAAAGAUAACUUUCAUAAGUAACCAAAUUCAUCUGGAUGGUCAUAUCAACAUGAGAGUGUGGAUGAAUUUUGAACAUUUUACAUACAUAGCUAGGUUUGAUUUAUUACGAAGACUGGUGAUUUGCAGUAGCGAGGGCGGGAGCAGUCGUAACUCGUCCGACCAUGGGGACGACCGAUCCACGGGUAUUAUGGCUCGCACAGUCACGCUACACCCCGACACCGUCAACGUCAUGUACUUUGCCUAGUUUACUCUUCAGGGACCCGUUUCGAUAAAGAUCUAGGUCGAUCUUAGUCAAAAAUUGAAGUUCUCUGCAUCAUAGAUUCAUUAUAAGUUAGUAUUAAAAAUGAACACAAGGUUGAGGAAAUCAAUGUGUUGCCAUGUCUGAUGUUUGUACAGAUUUAAGUUAUGACUGAAAUCCUUUAUUGAAAUGAGGCCCUGGGGAUUUGGUUGAGGAAUAAAAAAUAUAGAAAUAAGGAUUUAUUACUUCAUGAUGAUAAUUUUAAGAAUGAUAUUUUUCUCUCUUCUAAAUUGUCUCAAUUUUGGUAAUAACAAUAUUCAGCUAGCUGAACUCUUCAAAUUUAAAAAGAAAAUACUUUUAUCUAUAUAGUUUUUCAAGCAAUAUGUUGGAAUGUCAAGUCUUUCCCUUAAAUUAAAAACGUUGCAUCUCCUAUUUUAAAAUUCCUUGCAUGGUUUCCAAAAAAAUCAUUUGAUACAGAACUUUUAAAAGAUAAAAUCUAGUUUUAAACAUUCUUAUAAGAUUCAAAAAAUAAUACAGAUAUGUGGUAGUAUGAUAGUUAUACAUAGUUCAACAUUUAUGUCCGCUCAUAUCACUACAUGUUUACGAAGCCCCAGCAGAUUUUAUCAUUAUAAUUAAUCCCAUAUGAAUCCCAAGUUUAAAUGUAUGCUGUGAUGUAUUAGGUAUAUCUUGCCGUAUUGAUAUGCUUGUGCUAGGUUGAACGCGUAAAUGAAUUUUCAUUAUUUCAAAGAUGUUUUAACUAUUGUAUUUUACUGUUUAUUAUUAUGUACAUGUAUUUAAUGACCAUAAAGGCGGGAUCUUUUAAUUUGAUAAAUUUGUCUAUUUAUAAACUUUGUUCUGUUUUGCAAAAGUGGUAUAAAAUUUUGUAAUGUGUAAUGAAAUUCUAUUGGUUAAGCUUAGAAAUGAUCAGCCAAUAGCAACUUUUCAUUGAAAUUUGUCCAUGUUUGCUAUUGGUUGAUUUAAAUGAGGCGCAGACCAAUGGAAAUGUAGAUUAGAAAUGUGUUUAUCAUGUUAAGCAAUAUUGGUUGCCACUUGAAUCAUGUUUAAUAAACAAUAGUAUUUAUUUUUUGAUGCAUUUGUUUGCCAUUGUUAUUUGCACUGAUACCAAAAUCAUUUCUGACAUUCUGAUUCAAAAAUCAUGACAAUAUUGAUCAUGAUUGGAAUCUUUUUAUUUUGUCAUUCAUCGUUUUGCCAAAAUCAUAAAAAAAAAGUUAAUACUAGGAAAUAAGAAGUUGAUCAAAGACUCGAUCAAAAAAGACAAUUUUAGGGAUCAAAGCUGACAAAGAGCAUGUUUUAAAAUAGAUCAAAGUAAGGUUUAUGCUGUAUUCAUACAUCGAACAAAAUGUUCAUUAUAGAAAAAAAUGGGUGAAAAAUUCUUUGUUUUGAAAAUGGGUAACUGAUGUUAGAUUUGAAGACUACAGUCGUAGCCAUUUAAUCAUGUUUAGUAAAUUGUUUUAUAUCUAAAUGGUAUCAAUAUUCCUUUAACAAAUAAUUACUUGUACAUUAUAAUAAAGUCAAAUUAUAUA